Argentina anserina (silverweed cinquefoil) is the source of this 1332-nucleotide messenger RNA. Its product is annotated as serine/arginine-rich splicing factor RS2Z33. The record is from RefSeq and is a predicted model, not a curated record. Gene Ontology annotation, molecular function: RNA binding; zinc ion binding. Bases 371 to 1123 code for a protein of 250 amino acids. The transcript is spliced from 7 exons. Lineage: Eukaryota; Viridiplantae; Streptophyta; Magnoliopsida; Rosales; Rosaceae.
CGAAUUGGGGAUUUUUCUUUUUCACCUGCUCAAAGACUGAAGAUGCCUCGCUACGAUGAUCGAUAUGGGAAUUCUCGGCUGUAUGUUGGUCGCUUGGCUUCACGCACCCGGACGCGUGAUCUGGACCGGAUUUUCAGCCGAUACGGGAGGUUUCCUGGGGUUUGGCCUUACUUGGAGGUCUAUGACUCUAUGGUGAGAGGGUGAUGGCUUUGGUGGAAUUGGUGGAAAUAUCUGCCGAGUGUAUAGGAGACUUUGGCGAUUCUUUCUGUAGUCUUAUUGUGCGUGUUUUUAUGCAAAUGGCAACAAACUCAAUCUGGUGUUUUGUUCGUCUGUGACGGGCGAAGUACCAUACACUUGAAGUUCUUAAGUAAUGAUAGCCUUACUGUUUCUGGUUUCUGGCAACCGUUUACGCAGAGUACGCGAUGUGGACAUGAAGCGAGAGUUUGCUUUUGUUGAAUUUUAUGAUCCACGAGAUGCUGAUGAUGCAAGAUAUGGCUUAGAUGGAAGGGAAGUUGAUGGUAGUCGUUUGAUUGUGGAGUUUGCUAAGGGGGCUCCACGCGGUUCUAGGGAAUACAUGGGCAGAGGUCCACCACCUGGAGCUGGGCGCUGUUUUAAUUGUGGUAUUGAUGGCCACUGGGCUCGUGAUUGCAAGGCUGGGGAUUGGAAGAAUAAGUGCUAUCGCUGUGGAGAAAGAGGCCACAUUGAGAGGCAGUGCAAAAACAGCCCAAAAGAAUUGAGGCGUGAGCGUAGUCGUUCACGUUCUCCUCGCCGAGGCAGAUCUCGUAGCCCAAGCUACAGCCGAAGCUACAGUCGAUCAAGAUCUCCACCAAGGAGAGGACGGAGCUUGGAAAGGGAUGAUAGAUCUCGGAGCCCUUCUUACAGAAGCCGUGAUCUGAGCAUCAGUCCAGUGCCUUCGAAGGGGAGGAACCGCAGCCUUACACCCGUGGAUGAUAGCCCCCGGGGAAGGGGUAGCCCUUCUCCCAGAAAUGGCAGCUUGGGCCCCAGAGAUGGUAGCAGAACUCCUAGCCCUGAGAGAACCACUCCCCGCCUUCCUUAUGGUCCUACCCCUCCGGACAGGAGCCCUGGUGAUGAGGAUGAGGAUGACAACCGCCGCUCUCCUUGAUAUUGAUGAUGGUUUCAAAUGUUAUAAAGAAUGUUGGUCUGCUGGACAAACUUUUUAGUCUGCUAGACAUUGUAGUGACUGUACUUUGUUGUGCCUUGUUCUGAGCAGAGUUGACUAGCUUGUUCUGUGACGUAUUUUAGAACUUAUGAAGUUUGUUAUUGUUAUUUGUUUAUUAGCUUUUAAUAUUUUGGUGCUGAUUCUUAUUCAGA